AUGAAGUUCACCACUAUUGCCGCUACCCUCCUCACUCUCGGCUUUGGAGCUGAUAUAGCUGCCGCCGCGUGCUGCGACGUCAAAGUCUGUGAUGAAUUUAACCUCAAGGGCAAUUGCAAGAAUGAUUGCUACCCUUAUCUCAAGACGGUCAAUAUCAACAAAAGCGGGCUUCGCUCAUCAAUCGCUUCUGGGAAGACUGACAAGGACUGCUUUUGUACCUUCGGCAAGGACAGUCAAUCCUGCAUGUUAGUCGAUGACAAGAGCAAAAACGCCCCUAAUCAUUGCCUUACCGGUAUCAACAAGUUGUACUGCUCACGUAAUUAA
This is a messenger RNA of Fusarium odoratissimum NRRL 54006, 324 nucleotides long. RefSeq lists its product as uncharacterized. The record is from RefSeq and is a predicted model, not a curated record. The transcript is spliced from 2 exons. The coding region runs from base 1 to 324 and encodes 107 amino acids. NCBI's taxonomy places the organism in Eukaryota, Fungi, Ascomycota, Sordariomycetes, Hypocreales, Nectriaceae.